AUGUCCUGCUCACAUGUCUCUGCCCUAAACAGAUGGGUUGCGAGGGAGGCUCGCCCCGUCAGUCUGCGCCAACUCAUGGUCUUCGGUCGCUCCUUAACCGAAGACAGACUCUUAGAUUCGGCCAACUAUGUCCGAACUGAGCUUCCAACGCGCCGCAUGUUGACCGAGCUCCUGCUCAGGAUCGCCCACCGGAUCCGCGACAUGCAACGGCUGCCAUAUGUCGUAGUUACAAACCCUCAUAUCAACGAGGUCUAUGACCUGUAUUAUACUGCCUUUGAUACAUUCCGAAAAGUGAAGAAAAUAAAGACGCUCGAGGACAAUGACCGGUUCUGCGACAUCAUCCGGACAAUGCUACGAGCACAUCUGCCCGUUAUUCCCAAGCUGGCAAUGGGCAUUCUUGAGUGCAAUGGCCUAAUGGAUGCAGCCGAACUGGACAAGUUUAUGAACACUAUUCUCAGAUCUCGCAUCUCCCGUCGUGUUAUCGCUGAGCAGCACAUUGCUCUGACCGAGACCUUCAAUUCAUCAUGGUACUCACCUGGCGCCAAGCUCUCCGAGGGUGAAUUCAUUGGCGAGGUUUUCCUAAAGUGUGUUGCCAGUGAAGUUGUCGAGAGAGUAGGCAAGACAGUUCGCGAUAUCCUGCAGAGGGCAUACGGCCCUGACGUCGUUUUGCCGGAAAUCAAAAUCAACGGGCAUCUCGGAGCCAGCUUUCCAUAUAUUCUCAGUCACUUGGAAUAUAUCGUGGGCGAAUUGCUGCGCAACUCCGUGCAGGCUGUGGCUGAGAAGCAUCACCGGCGCCGGGAUCGCGAUACAGACCCGAACCGGCUACCCCCUCCGAUCGAAGUUACUAUCUGCGAGAGCCAGCAGCAUGUCAUAAUCCGCAUCUCGGAUCAAGGAGGGGGCAUCCCACGUGAGGUGAUGCCUUACCUAUGGUCCUUUAGCAAGGGCCCGGCCACCGAACGCAUCCUUACAAACCUGGGCAAGGUGCCCAAAAUGGCCGCUACGAUGCAGGAACUUCAGGUUGAAUCAUCCAUAUCAGAGCCCAUUGGCCCUGACGGUCAUCCUCACCACCAUCACCACCACGCAGACUCACACCAUCAUCACAACGCCAGCGAGCAGAAGCUUGAAGGAAGAGAUGUCAACAACUCGUUGGCGUCAUUAUCAAGUCGGCCUCCAAACCUGCGGCUGGGCAUGGGCUUGCCCCUAAGCCGGGUUUAUGCUGAAUAUUGGGCGGGCAGUCUGGCUCUGCACAGCUUGGAAGGAUAUGGGGUGGAUGUGUUUCUGCAAAUAUCCAAACUAGGCAACAAAAACGAGCAGCUCACGACUCGGGCGACCAUGGACGCCGUGUAG
This is a messenger RNA of Thermochaetoides thermophila DSM 1495, 1347 nucleotides long. RefSeq names its product dehydrogenase kinase-like protein. The transcript is spliced from 3 exons. Gene Ontology annotation, molecular function: pyruvate dehydrogenase (acetyl-transferring) kinase activity. The record is from RefSeq and is a predicted model, not a curated record. Lineage: Eukaryota; Fungi; Ascomycota; Sordariomycetes; Sordariales; Chaetomiaceae. Gene Ontology annotation, biological process: regulation of glucose metabolic process; protein phosphorylation. Gene Ontology annotation, cellular component: mitochondrion. Bases 1 to 1347 code for a protein of 448 amino acids.